Meloidogyne enterolobii is the source of this 1134-nucleotide messenger RNA. NCBI's taxonomy places the organism in Eukaryota, Metazoa, Nematoda, Chromadorea, Rhabditida, Meloidogynidae. The record is from the annotation of a GenBank genome assembly.
AUGGCAAAAGAAUUACUAACAAAUACAGCAAUAAAUAUUUUAAAUUUAUUAGUUUUGCCUGAUAGCGCAAAUGGAUCUUCUCCCUCUUCCCCUUCCUCCUCCUCCUCUAAUUUAAAUUCUUCCUCUUUAAUUAAUUUAAAUAAUAAUAUUUCUUCUUCAAACUUACAACAUUUACUAUUUAACAAUUCUUCCUUCCCUUUAAUUUUAAAUAAUAAAAGCCAACAAAUAAUGAAUGAAACAAUAUUUGCUUUUGAAGAAGAAGAUUAUUCUUCUUUAACUACAAAUAUUUUGGAAGAUAUUGAAGAUAAACAACAACAACAACAAUUAUUUUUUGAUAAUAAUUUUCAAUUAGAGAAAAAUGAUUGUGUCUUCCAUCCAAAUUUAGAAAAUUAUUUGAUGAUUUUGACAUUUGCUAUUAUUUUUUGUCUUUCUGUUGUUGGGAAUUCUAUUGUCGUUGUUGUUAUUUUACAGCAACAAUCUAUGCGUUCUGUGACUAAUUUGUAUUUACUAAAUUUGGCCCUUAGUGAUUUAUUAUUAAGUGUUGUUUGUAUGCCUCCAACAUUAGUUAGUUCGUUAGUUUAUUGUUGGGUAUUUGGUGAUUUAUUGUGUAAACUUUUGGCAUAUCUUCAACCUUCUGCUUAUACACUCGCAGCAAUUGCUUUAGAGCGAUACUAUGCAAUAUGUCGACCUUUACAUUCAAGAAUAUGGCAUACAAGAACUCAUGCAAUGUUUGUGAUUAGUUUAGUUUGGCUAGUCUCAGUUAUUGCUAAUGUUUUUAUGCUUUUUAUGUAUGAAGAGCGAAGUUAUAAUUUUAAUGGACUUAAUUGUGCCCCAAAAUUUGAACCUAUUGUACAUUUCGGGUAUCAAAUUUACAUGACUAUAGCCCUUUUAAUUGUUCCACUUGUUGCUAUGACUGUUUUAUAUGGAAAUGUAAUAUAUACACUUAGUUCGGGUAUAAGGAUGGAUAUUGCUGCUAUUUCGGGUACAGAAAGUAGUAGUAAUGCAACUCCUUUAAUGAAUUCUAAUGAUUCGUGUUUAGAAAAACGAAAAAAUUUUCGUAAUGGUGUAACUAAUAAUUUUACAAUAAAUCGGGAAAAUGUAAAAAGAGGAAGGCUAGUUAAUUUAUUUAAUUAA